This is a messenger RNA of Eleginops maclovinus (Patagonian blennie), 2391 nucleotides long. It is a transcript of the gene prpf4, whose product is annotated as pre-mRNA splicing tri-snRNP complex factor PRPF4. The record is from RefSeq and is a predicted model, not a curated record. Gene Ontology annotation, biological process: mRNA splicing, via spliceosome. Gene Ontology annotation, cellular component: U4/U6 x U5 tri-snRNP complex. The coding region runs from base 651 to 2168 and encodes 505 amino acids. The transcript has 16 exons. NCBI's taxonomy places the organism in Eukaryota, Metazoa, Chordata, Actinopteri, Perciformes, Eleginopidae. Gene Ontology annotation, molecular function: U6 snRNA binding; protein binding; U4 snRNA binding.
CACACACACACACACACACACACACACACACACACACACACACACACACACACACACACACCUCUUUAAGUAUUGUACUAAAAAGUACAAUAAGAAAACAAAUAAUAAACAUCUCCCGCAGAAGAAAGAAUAAUAAUUAAAUAACAAACUAAUAAUAAAUACAAAUAAACCCUGGUUCAUAUGAACAUUAGAAAGAUGCUAAGCUAACAUGCUAACGACUGUUAAGCAGUAAAACGUUAAUUUUAACCAGAAACAGAUCAAAGCUCCUCGCUCACCUUCAGGCUGCAGCUCCGACAGGUGUUUUUGACGUCUGACAGGUACCCUGACAGGUUAGACAGGUGAGAUAUCGCUGUUUUAUAUCCUCUCGUGUUAUUGCUGCUAAGACUCCGUAAACCGGAAAAAGUACUUUUCCCCCGGAAGUAGUUGAUGCGUUUGGAUCACGUGGUUCGGGAUCUCCGCUCCGUUUCUUCUUCAGGAAGAAGAUGUGAAGAACAAGUGGCUGCUUUUGUUUUCACCACUAUUCCCCUGGAGCAGAAACCCAAAUGAUGGUCGUGUUCUGAAGAACAAGAAUUAGAGGAUGAAACCCACAAUUCUCCACAUUUCAGUGAAUUGUGGAGCUUUUUUUUCCCAGCAGCCUCGGCGGUGUAACGAUGUCUGACGAUGAUGAUGCUCCGGUGAUGAAGAGGAGUCGAGUUUACUAUGGCAGCCUGGAGGAGAGAGAGAGGGAGAGGCUGGGGGGAGAGCGAGGGAGAGGGGGGGACGCCCUGAAAGCCGGCAUCAAGGCAGGAAACAUCAACAUCUCCUCAGGAGAGACGAUGGAGAUGGAGGAGCGUGUCAGCGAGCAUCAGCACGAGGCGCUGGCAGCGUUUGAGCGGCGGCGGCGAGCGCGGCAGAUCACCGUCUCCACCGACGACGCCGAGGUGAAGGCCGGUCUCCGAGCGCUGGGAGAGCCAAUCAUAUUGUUCGGAGAGGGACCAGCUGACCGCAGGGAGAGACUAAGAGGAGUCCUCUCGGUGGUCGGACCUGACGCUCUGAAGAAAUCCAGGCGAGAGGAUGAGAGGAGCAAGAGGAGCCAGGAGGAGUGCCAGCAGACCUGGUACCACGAAGGCUCUGCCUCCCUGAAAGAUGCUCGCCUCUGGUUGGCCAAAUACUCUCUGCCACGGGCGAUGAGGCGUCUGGAGGAGGCACGUGUUCAGAAGGAUGUUGCCGAGGCGACCAGAGCGAUCCGACAACAAGAGCAGCAAAAGAGCCUGAGGAAUCUGAAUAAUUUCUGCAGUCAGAUCGGAGACGAUCGUCCAAUCAGCUUCUGCCAUUUCAGCCCCGACUCUAAGAUGCUCGCCACAGCCUCGUGGAGCGGUCUGUGUAAGCUGUGGUCCGUCCCCGACUGCAGCCUGCUGCGCACUCUGAGAGGACACAAUACCAACGUGGGCGCCAUCGUGUUCCGCCCACAGGCCGGAGUCUCUCUGGACCAAUCAGAUGUCAGCUUAGCCUCCUGUGCUGGAGACGGCUCCGUGAAGCUGUGGAACCUCGAGAGUGAUGAGCCGGUGGCGGACAUAGAGGGUCACAGUGAGAGAGUGUCUCGCGUCUCCUGGCAUCCAUCAGGGAGAUUCCUGGGGACAUCCAGCUAUGACAAGUCGUGGCGUCUGUGGGACCUGGAGGUCCAGGAGGAGAUCCUCCAUCAGGAGGGUCACAGCAAAGGAGUCCAUGACCUCAGCUUCCACCCCGACGGCUCGCUGGCUGCCACCGGAGGGCUGGAUUCGUUCGGCAGGGUGUGGGAUCUUCGGACCGGACGCUGCGUCAUGUUCCUGGAGGGACACCUGAAGGAGAUCUACACCCUACACUUCUCCCCCAACGGGCAUCACCUGGCGACAGGAAGUGGAGACAACACCUGUAAGGUGUGGGAGCUGAGGAACAGGAAGUGUCUGUACACAGUCCCCGCCCACCAGAACCUGGUCUCUGCGGUCCGCUUCCAGCCCACAGACGGUCACUUCCUGUUGACCGGCGCCUACGACAACACGGCGAAGGUCUGGAGCCACCCGGGCUGGACGCCGCUGAAGACACUCGCCGGACACGAGGGGAAGGUGAUGGGCGUCGACGUUUCCCCGGACGGGAAACUGAUCGCGACGAGUUCAUAUGACCGCACCUUCAAACUGUGGCUGACCGAGUGAUGUCGGCGGGGUGAUGUCGGCGGGGUGAUGUCGGCGGGGUGAUGUCGGCACGGUGAUGUCGGUGGGGUGAUGUCAUCGGGGAGAUGUCGGCGGGGUGAUGUCGGCGGGGUGAUGUCGGCGGGGUGAUGUCGGCGGGGUGAUGUCAGGAUUUUUUAUUUUUACUGAAGUUGGUAAAAAUGUCAGUUGAGUGUUUUUGUUUUUGAAUAAAAAGUGAACAUGUUGA